This is a messenger RNA of Stegostoma tigrinum, 3002 nucleotides long. RefSeq names its product serine/threonine-protein kinase 17B-like. Gene Ontology annotation, biological process: protein phosphorylation; positive regulation of apoptotic process; intracellular signal transduction. Lineage: Eukaryota; Metazoa; Chordata; Chondrichthyes; Orectolobiformes; Stegostomatidae. Bases 238 to 1359 code for a protein of 373 amino acids. The record is from RefSeq and is a predicted model, not a curated record. Gene Ontology annotation, molecular function: ATP binding; protein serine/threonine kinase activity. Gene Ontology annotation, cellular component: nucleus. The transcript has 7 exons.
UCAAUGGGCGCGAUCCGCUGCCGACUAACUGACUUCGGUGGGGGAAAGAAAGGUGUGGAAACCAGUGGAGGGUUCUGCGUUGUGCCUGUUUAGGAAGGGGGUGGAUCAUUUCCAGGGAUUGGACCGGGGUAGCCUGGAAGACGUGAUCGGUGCUGCGCGCUCACGUGUCCUUGUUUCCAGCUCGAAGGAGGAGCCGGUGUCCACCCGUUUAGCGGCGAGGUGUGGGACCAAGCAGGAAUGUGCGAGAGCCGUUGCAGGAGGAUGGCGGACAAGGGCAAGCGGCCCGUCCUGUUCACACACAUCCAGACCUCUUUCAAGACGGACUCUUUCUACAACAACUACACGGUGGCACAGAGGGAACUGGGCAGAGGCAAGUUUGCUGUUGUUAGAAAAUGCAUAGAAAUGGCUACUGGGAAAGAAUAUGCAGCUAAGUUUAUGAAGAAGAGACGGCGGGGACUGGAAUGUAAAGCUGAUAUCAUACAUGAAAUUGCUGUACUUGAAAUGGCAAAAUCAAAUCCACGUGUGGUAGACCUGUAUGAGGUGUAUGAAACUACACACGAAAUUAUUCUCAUCUUAGAAUAUGCUGCUGGAGGAGAAGUCUUUAAUCUGUGUGUGGCUGAUCGUGAUGAAGCCCUCUCAGAAAGGGAUGUAAUCAGACUUCUUCGACAGACACUUGAAGGAGUAGUUUUUCUACACCAAAACAAUAUUGUACACCUAGAUUUAAAGCCGCAGAAUAUUUUACUAACCAGCUCAUCACCAUUGGGUGAUAUAAAGAUUGUUGAUUUUGGCUUGUCCAGGAGAGUUGACAAUGUUGGUGAAUUAAGAGAAAUCACUGGAACACCUGAGUACAUUGCUCCUGAAAUCUUGAACUAUGAUCCAAUUUCCCCAGAAACAGACAUGUGGAGCAUUGGCGUAUUGGUGUACAUGCUGCUGACAGGAAAGUCUCCAUUUCAGGGUGAAGAUAAGCAAGAGACUUUUCUCAAUAUCUCGCAAGUUAAUGUUGAUUAUUCAGAGGAAACAUUUGAAGGUGUCUCUCAGACUGCUGUUGAACUUAUUCAGCAACUUCUAGUUAAAAAGCCUGAGGACCGAUUAAAUGCAGAAGCAUGUCUUUUUCAUCCAUGGCUGCAAACAGAAAAACUGACGGGUAACCCUGUACCUGAAAUCAUGUUGUGUUCUCCACAGUCGGAAGAGUACAUUAAGCCCUUAGAGGAAAAUUCCACACGAGCUCUCACAUUUGGCCUCUGCAGACAUUUGGAUGAAGAAAAUGGCCCUGAAGAAUCGGCUAUUGAACCCAAACGAUUUCGAUAUGAUGAUUCGUACAGAAGUUGUCAUGAGGUCACAGGGGAAUGGGUGUUUUAAAAUUGGAGUAUGUUGGUUGCAAGAGAACAGCACUUUGGGAAAUCUUCCCCUUCUAUUGGGCUCAAUCACUUUUUAAAAAUUGUUUUCUUGGUAAACGUAAGCCGUGACUCAGUGGAGCGCUGAUGUGUUAGCACUUUCAAACUUUUAAAAAAGUUGCGUGAAAGCACAUCAACCUUUUUUGCACUUAUCUCAAUAAGAAAUACUCUUAAAUGUUUAGAAUUAUGGUUUGUUUUAAGAUAAUGAGCAAAAUGAAAUAUCAACUUUGUACCCAGGAAUCAAUCUCCUUUUUAGGCAGCUAGCAUCUACUGGAGACUCGUAACUAGGAUCAGUAAUUAUACUCCACAAUUUUUUAUGUAAGUUAUUCAUGUUGCAACAGCUCCAAAGGUUAAUUUUGAUUGUAACUAUCUGAACACCUGGAUGGUUUGUUAUAUGCAGGUUGUUCAAACUUGCUUGAAUGCAAUGUUGCAAUUUAAUUACAGGUUGAUAAAUUUUCUUCCAAGCAAUCAAAUUUGCAUACAAUACAAAGAUUCCCUGUAAUGAAACUUGCUUUCUGUUGCAUGCUUUUUUAAAAAAAGCUUGCAUCCUUUUUAACUAUUGUACCAGCAUUUAUUGGUUAUUAGUUUGGCAAAGAUGUAGGUUUUUUUCAGUUUUUAGCAUAGAUGUAUUCAAAUCUCAAAACAAAUAAACUGAACAAACCACUACAAAUUCAUAACUGCUUCCAUGUAUCAUGCUAGGGUUUUUUCCUACUGUGACCGUCUUUAUGGCUUGUAUUAUAAUAGCCAAUAGCAAAAAGAUUUAUGGGCUGCCAAAACCAAGAUGGAAAACCCUAGCUUGUAAUUAUUGAAAUUUUAAAUUUGAUGCAAAUGAGCUAAUUAUCAGAUUUCAAAAGGAAAUCCUGAAAUUCAUUGGAGAUUUAACUGUGUUCCUGAUUAUUUGCGUAUUAUAUUUGAAGAACUGGUGGAACUUUUGAAUUUGGAGCAUUUAUUAUGCACUUUUUCUAUUGCAUACAUAUCAGUUGCCUUAUUUUAGACAAGUUAAGGCAAUCGUUUUUAGUCUUUGACAUGGAAGUGGGAAUAUGUUGUCUGCAUCUAAAAUAUUUUAACUUCACGGAGAUUAAAUUAUUUUAUGCUUUUAGAUAUCUAGUCAACCAUAAUUAUGCAGGGAGCCUGAAUCUUAAGCUUUACAUGUAGCAGGCCCUAGAUCAUAGCUAUUAUUGAAGCCAUGUUAAUUUUAGCUCAAUGAAGAUGAUAUUUGUGAAAAUUUUAAACUAAGGUAACUUAUCUAAUUUCGAAACAUUCACAUUAAUGUUUUGUAAUUUCAAAAUUAAAUCUGAAAUAUAGCUUUCCAUAUUUGGAAAUAUUUAUUUUUGACAUUGUGUAAAUUAUAACUUUGAAGUUCUCAGGAAACAUUCAGUUUGUUUCAUUCAAGCUCAAACUGAGGUCUUCGUAAUUUUGAAGCAAAUGUUUAUAUGCGAAUAAACUUUAAUUAUUGGACAAACUUUCAUUUUAAAACUAUUUCCAAAGUUAAGUGCUGUCUGCCUUUUGACUCUUUGCUUAAGCCUUUUUAAAACACACAACAUUGCAUUUAAGGUAAAAUAUAUUGUUUUGUCCUUGUAUAAGUCUGGUCAAGCUUCACUUAGAAUC